Messenger RNA from Patiria miniata (bat star), 2440 nucleotides. RefSeq names its product nmrA-like family domain-containing protein 1. The transcript is spliced from 4 exons. Lineage: Eukaryota; Metazoa; Echinodermata; Asteroidea; Valvatida; Asterinidae. The record is from RefSeq and is a predicted model, not a curated record. The coding region runs from base 416 to 1357 and encodes 313 amino acids.
GGUAAAUAAAACCGCACCACUAGUUGUGACAUUUACGCAAACAAAAACGGUAAUAAAAUGUCCAUAGCUCAACUCCCGCACAACUGCAUGUUCGUAUCGCCAACCAACUCACAGAAGCAAUUUAUUUAAAAGCUAAAAAUUAAUGAUGCCAUCCAGACAGCUCUGACAAAGGUCUGACUAGCAUGACUACACUGCCUGUCUGAAUGCUAUCUUCUUCGGGGCUGGGUCAGUAUUAUCAUUCAGCUACGAGAAAUCAACAAAGCAUGAAAGAAAGGUUAAAGUACAACCUGUGCACCUCUCUGUAGGCUGAAGUUUGGUAUCACGCGUUUAUUGCCUGAUGCACUUUUGCGCAUUCCCCGUCAACAACUGUCGAGGGAGUAACCUGUGAACCGCAAAAGCUUCGAUUUCUAGAACCAUGAAGACAGUGGUUACCGUGUUCGGUGCGACGGGACAGCAGGGCGGAUCCGUGGUCCGGGCUCUCCUGGAGCAGCCCGACAAGUUCCAAGUCCGAGCCGUCACCCGCAACCCCACCUCCCCGAAGUCCCUGGACCUGGAGGCAGCGGGCUGCCAACUGGUCCAAGCCGAGCUGGCCCAGACGGAGAGCCUGAUUCCGAUCCUCCAAGGGGCGGACUGCUGCUUCCUGGUCACCCUGCCUCCCGUGGAGAUGGUCCUGGAGGAGGCCGUCAAGGACGAGUACCAGUACGGCAUGAACGUGGCCAACGCCUGCAUGGCGGUCGGCCUGCCGCACCUGAUUUUCACCACCUUGCCAAACUGCGAGGAAAUCAGCGGGGCUCCUGUCCCGUGGAGUGACAGCAAAGCCAAGAUCACCGAGUACUUCAAGAAGAAGGAGCUACCACUGACCUCCAUCACACUCCCAGACUUUUAUGAAAAUUACUUGAGCGUUCUUAAGCCUAAGAAGGUAGAAGACGGUGUAUACAACAUGGUCAUUCCAACAGGCGAGCAGGCCUACAGCUUGAUAAACAUCACCUACCUGGGCGAGGCAGUGCGCCACAUCAUCACCCACAGAGACGAAUACCUCAACAAGAACCUUACCUUGGUGACGGACAGACUGACAGUAGGGGAAAUUGCUGACAUCAUGAACAAGCAUCUAGCACCGUUUGGGAAGACAGUUGGAAAUGCUAAGUUCACACUGGACCAGACAAGGGAAAAAUACAAAGCCAUCGCUGGAAUAGAGACUCUGGUGAAUUGGUACAAGUUCAUCUUGGCUGGUCCAGCAGACCCGCAGUACGAGGAAUACAAGGACAUAGAACUUGGACGAAGGCUCAUGCCAUCGGCAAAGUCUUUUGAUGAAUGGAUUGAAGAACAUAAGGAAGUUCUUGCUGCCGCUCUGUGUUGACUUAAAGCGUAUCCUGUAGUGGAUGUAGUGUGACCAAUCAGCUCCUAGAUUCUGGUGGAGGGGAAAUAACGUGAAUCUGGUGCAUGAAGCAAAACACGGGACACACGCCAGGUUUGAGAUGCUAUUGGAGAGGCAGUCUCUAGUCAAAUGCAUCAGAGCUUUCACUUUGCACUUUCUUGAGAACAGUCGUCAACUACACCUUGCACUCGUGUAGAUAGCUGUCCAACUUCAAUUUACUAUUUUACUAUCUUAAUUUAGUCCAUGGUUUAGUGUACUUUAGUCUAACUAAUUCGCAACACCUGGUAGCCUAAUUUUUUUCACCUGAUUCUCCGCAAAAAUCGAAAUGAAUGCUUUCUUAAAUUUCAGAGCAGGUUCCUCGCGCGAAGUGAUUACAGGGAAAACGAUAUAAGACGUUUUGCUGGUCUACAUGCGAUGUUCUGCCGUUAACAUUUACAUUUACACAGUGCGACAAGAUAUGGAAAGGCGGAUUUUGAGCUAAGCGAGGAGAGUGAAGUGAGAUUAAAGUCUUCAAGAUAGACGAUGUUCUCUCAAGAUUUAUCUCCAUAAUUGGUCGAUCGUAUUUUGCGCAUUGCCAGCCGAAAAAUCGAGUACACUGUAGAAUGAAGUUUGUGAACUGAGAAGUGAACGGGCUAGACCGAGCCGUUAUUGGUUUCCUUUCACACGCGCUGGCGCUAUGGCGGAAGUUGGGUCUAUCGUGGUCAGUUAUAAUUGACCAAUGAGCGUUGUCUUGAGAACUUUCCAGUACUUUGAUGGGUAAUCACGCGUCCUGGUGUCGGGCUACAGGCUGGUUCCUUGUAAGAAACUAGCUAAUAAUGAUUAUCGAGAAAUGAACCCAUUUAGAUGUAUACCUUUAUGCGCGUGCGCUGUAAAAUGUUUCGCAGUUGUAUACCAAUGUUGAAUUAAUGCUAUAAUUUGCAAACAUUAUGGUAAUUGGUUGAGUGGUUUAUGUGUUAAAAGGUAACAGUCCACAAUUUAUAGGAAAUCUGAAUUAUGACUGAAAUGUAGAAUGUGAUUAAUGACAUUGCUGCUUCUGUUCUUCAGCGGAUGGAAUAUUAGGACUAG